ACGUGCUCUCGCUUGUGCGGCUAAGAAGUAAAGUGUGAGGUUAGCGCCAUUCUGAGCUCGUAAAGUUCUAUGGAAGAUAAUCAACACACAGGAUUCUUUUACAAAUUUUAAUCUUGUCAUUGACAACAUAACCCCGCCAAAUUUCAAGAAUGGACACGUUAGCGCCGGGAAAUUUAACGGGUUCGCAGCGAGAAGAAUUGAUGCAGCAAGUGAAACAUCAAAUGGCAAUAGCCAAUGCCCAAGAAUUGCUCACGAGAAUUACGGAAAAGUGUUUUAAAAAGUGCAUAAGCAAACCAGGCACUUCGCUGGACACUUCGGAGCAGAAAUGCAUAGCAAUGUGUAUGGAUCGAUACAUGGAUUCUUUUAAUCUCAUAUCAAAAACAUAUGGUGAACGAAUCCAAAGAGAGCGCAAUAGACUGUAAAUAUAAAGAUUCAUGAAAAAUAUAUUGUUACUUGGUAUCCAUCCUGUCAUUUAAUGACACAAUCAAUGGAUCAUAUAGUGUUCAUUAGUUAUUACAGAUGUAUUUUUUUUUUUAUACGAAAUUCAUACAAAAAGUAUGACGUUCAUAAACAGCAAAAUAUAAUACAUUAUCAUUUUUUCACAUGAAAAAUUGAAAUAUUAUAAUAUACUAUUGUAAAUUAUGUAUGAUACAAUUAAAGUACACUUGUAAUAUAAUAUGUCGCUAUCUAUAACUAAAAAGAUACAGAAGUUGAAUUACUUUACUACAAAGUGUAUAAUUACAUAUUUUAUGUAGUAAUAAAAUAAAAUAAAAUAUCUUUGUUAAUGCUGUCAAGAAAUACAGACCAUGCCUAUCGUUAUAACAAUUGUAAUGGAAUAAGUUGUCUUUACAGGAGCAUAAAUUAAUGAAAAAAAAAAAGUAGACAAUUGCAAAAGAGAAAAAUUUUUAUAAAAUAAAUAACAUAUACAUGUGUGUUGAAUACAUAUUAUUACAUCAUUACUUGAAAAUCAUAAAUAAGUAAUUAAAGUAUUUUGUAAAACCCAUAAUAUUCCACAGUAUUCUUAUAUAUUUUUGCAUUCUUUAUAAUUUUCUCAUACACACUAAAAGGCACGGUAUAGCUACCAAUAUUUCAACGUGGUUACAAAAUAAUUAUCUGCGACGGUGAUAUCGUAGAGAAGUACUGUAUAAAGCAGGUUAUUAUCAUUAUUAUUAAUACUUUGUUUGCAUGAAAUUUCAAACUUGAUUAUGAAUAACUAUGACUACAGUUACCUACUUAUCUACCUCAAAAAUAUCGAGCCUGUCACUUCAUUAAAUGUGCAUUUAAACAACACCACUGUGUGUUAUAUAUCUACAUACAUGUCUCAUAAUAAAAUUAUUAUUUGAUUUAAUAUAUUUGUUGUGUGCAUCGGAUAUGUUCUUCUCAUAAAAGCUGCAUCAAACAACAGUGUCAUAUCAAAAGAAGAUAUUACUGAUCCCCAAGUAUAAAUAAACACAGUCAAAAGCACAUUAUGGAAAGUAUUGAAAAUAGUUUGCAUAUUAAUAGCAUUUUCAAACAUUUUAAUCAUAGUAUUUAAGCAUUUCUUAGAUAUCUAUAUUACAAAUGAAUAGUCGAUGGGAAAAAAAGAAAAAAAAAAAGAAAGAAAAAACAAGAAAAGAGAAAAAUAAAGAUGAAUGAAAGAGAUAUGUAAGCAACAUAUAAUCUAAAUGCCGUCCUACAGUUGAACGAAGUCUUUAACAGUCGCAUAAAUAGAGAUGUCCGCGCAUACCCUGUAAUCAAUUCCGUUAAUUUUAAGAAAUUAAGGGAAUUGUGUGUUGCUUCGAGAAUUCAAAUAAAUCUCUACAAUUGUUCUUGCAGCGAAUAUAUAAAAUGCUCCUUAAAUUACUUGCUUACAGUCUAUGAGAAAUACUUAUAUGUAAACGUGCUUGCUAAUGGUAACAAUGCAACGACUAUCUUAAUAACAAUGGAAUGUAUCUAUCUUCUAGAUUAUACAGAGUGUAGGAAUGUUCAAAUGCAGUCCUGAAUCCCGUUCUUUGUAAAAUUAUUGUGUAUCGAUAAUAAAAUGUAACCACGCUGAUUGGCCACAGGAAUACACCUGUUGGUUUGUUUUUUCUUUAAUAUAUAUUAUCAGGAUAAAUGGCAGUUCGAACUAAGUGAUUCCGUUACCGUGUAUGAGUAUAUGAGUAAUCGCUAUCAAAAUAAACAUUUAUCUCGCAACAUUUAUGUUGAAUGUGACAAUUUAUAUAUAUAUAUAUAUAUAUAUAUAUAUAUAUAUAUAUAUAUAUAUAUAUAUAUAUAUAGUGUAGAGCAAUAAUUAAAUAUAAUAUUAUA
Messenger RNA from Cataglyphis hispanica, 2289 nucleotides. Its product is annotated as mitochondrial import inner membrane translocase subunit Tim13-like. Bases 150 to 422 code for a protein of 90 amino acids. The record is from RefSeq and is a predicted model, not a curated record. The transcript is spliced from 3 exons. Lineage: Eukaryota; Metazoa; Arthropoda; Insecta; Hymenoptera; Formicidae.